Molecule: messenger RNA, 1522 nt
Organism: Hydra vulgaris (swiftwater hydra)
Lineage: Eukaryota; Metazoa; Cnidaria; Hydrozoa; Anthoathecata; Hydridae
Product: zinc metalloproteinase nas-15
Biological process (GO): proteolysis
Molecular function (GO): metalloendopeptidase activity; zinc ion binding
Source: RefSeq, a predicted model, not a curated record
UCAAACAGUUGCUUCGUACUUUCAAGAAUUAAAAAUGUUACUAUAUAUUUACUGUAUUCUUAUUCUUUUAGUAGAAGCAAAAAAAAUCAAAAUUUAUCAGAGCGGCGAGGAUAACGAAGAUGUUAUAACACCUCAGCAUUUUGAAUCAACACCAGAUGUUAAGAAAAAUGCUGUAUCUUCGGCAAAUGCACUGCUGUCGCGCUCAUCUCCACGUCCUAAAAAUUGUCAAUACUGCAAAGUAGAGGGUGAUAUUUGGGUGUAUGAUAGUAAUGCUGCACGUAACAUGAAAGAGAGAGCUAUGAGAUUUGGGAAAAGAUCUCACAUUUACAAACCUGCUGAAAGGAGAUCAAAUAACAUUACUAAGCGCAUUGAAGAAGCAGAGAAAAUGAUUUGGAGUACCCCAGUUAUACCAUACGUAUUUCAUAAAAGUGCAGGUAGCAAGGUAAUCAGCGCUGUUAAACAAGCCAUGGAAGAUUUUCAAACUUGGACCUGUGUGAAAUUUAUAAAAAGAACAAAAGAACAAAAUUAUGUCAACAUUACAUCACAGAACAACGGAUGUUGGUCAGAAUUAGCACGUGUUGGCGGAGAACAGGAAAUUAGUCUCGGUGAUUUUUGUAACAACAAAGGAUCGGCUUUGCACGAACUUAUGCACACAUUAGGUUUUCUUCAUGAGCAUACUAGAAUGAUUAGAGACAAAGCUAUCACAAUUAUGGUUGAAAACAUAAAAUCAAGAAAACUGGAACAUUUUGAUAAAUAUCCACACUAUUUGACCGAUAAAUAUAAUUUACCGUACGAUUACGAUAGCAUCAUGAACUUUCUUCCGUCUGCUUUCUCUGUGAAUGGUAAGCCAACCAUUAUGCCUAAAAAUCCGAAUAUUAAAAUGGGAAGGAUGGGGCAAAGAACAAAACUUAGCGACCAAGAUAUAAAAUUAAUAAAUCUAGUUUACAAAUGCAAAAGGGAAAACCAUAUUGCAUUGUCUGAAUCUAGAGAACUACCAGCUGUUGACAGUUCAAAUGAAAUGAUGGACAGCGUAGAUACUUUUAAUAAAGAACACCGUCUUAUAAACAACGCUGGUCGGAUAGAGGCGCAAAGACUGCCGGGUGUUGCAGAACAACCCGAAAAUAUUCCCCGAAAAAAUGAACAAUUUAAUUUCCUUCAUGACUUGCAUUCAGAAUCUAAGCCUCGACCUCAGCUUUCUGAAUCAAUGACUGAAUUAAACAUAGCAGAAGAAAAGAUCAAGGAUUCUUACGAAUCUCUUAAUAAUGAAAAGUCAGUUAGACCAAAUCCGCCAAUUAGUGUUCCUUUAAAAUUGCACACACCAAAAGGCAAGCAAAUUACGAAGAAACACAGGUUUAUGAUCGGAACUUAGAUUACCGCUUCCACCUCCUAGACGAAGAUUCGAUUCCUAUAAUUAUCUAAUUGGAUAAUCUACAUGUUAGUCUCUCAACUGUUCGAUUAGAAGGAUUUUUUUUAUGUAUAUAAAAAAUUUGUUUAAGAUACUAUUAAGAGUUAAUAUAAACCA